Neltuma alba is the source of this 1559-nucleotide messenger RNA. RefSeq names its product 30S ribosomal protein S1. The transcript has 10 exons. The coding region runs from base 53 to 1246 and encodes 397 amino acids. Gene Ontology annotation, molecular function: nucleic acid binding. NCBI's taxonomy places the organism in Eukaryota, Viridiplantae, Streptophyta, Magnoliopsida, Fabales, Fabaceae. The record is from RefSeq and is a predicted model, not a curated record.
GUUCCACAGAAGCGAGUGAGCUCUCCUCUGUUGUUUCCGCUCAUCCUCUUGCAUGAGAACAAUGCCAAUGUUCGCCACGACCCUCAGCUCCUUCCCGUCGAUCUCCUCCUUCUCACAACUUUCCUCUUCUUCCUCCGAUGUCUCCAUUUCACCUUCAAUCUCCUUUCCGUUCUCCAAUCAAUUCAAUUUCUCAAAGUAUGCCCAUAAAUUAUCGGCCGUGAGAAACCACUGGUGUUAUACUGCUAAAGUCUCCGUCUCUGGUAAUACUGAAAUUGAUGAAAAUCCUGAGACCCAACUCCAUGAUGACCCGUCUUCCUCACCGGACGCCGCUCGCCUGGCUCGGAGAUCUGCUGAUUGGAAGGCUGCAAAGACAUAUAAAGAUAGUGGGUUCAUCUAUGAUGGCAGAAUUGAAGACUUUAAUGGUGGAGGACUGAUAGUUCGAUUUUAUUCUCUUGUGGGGUUUCUCCCAUUCCCACAGUUAAGCCCACUGCAUUCUUGUAAAGAGCCAAGCAAAUCUAUCCAGGACAUUGCAAAAGGUUUAGUGGGUUCUCUUAUAUCUGUGAAGGUAAUUCAAGCAGAUGAAGAUAAAAGGAAAUUGAUCUUCUCUGAAAAGGAAGCUGCCUGGUCUAGAUAUUCUGACCGGGUCAAGGUUGGGGAUGUCUUGGAAGCAGUGGUUGGUUCUGUUGAGGACUAUGGUGCUUUUGUUCAUUUGCUCUUCCCUGACGGCCUUUAUCACCUCACUGGUCUGGUACACAUCUCUGAAGUGUCGUGGGAUCUAGUUCAUGAUGUCAGAGACAUCUUAACAGAAGGUGAUAAAGUGAAGGUCAAAGUUAUUAGUGUUGAUCGAGAAAAAUCAAGGAUUAAGCUAUCAAUAAAACAGUUAGAAGAAGAUCCACUUCUAGAAACUCUUGAUAAAGUGAUACCUCAGAGUGGCUCAGAUGAUCUUGAAUCUUCAAGUGAUGGCACUAGCAAUGCUAUUGAGCCUCUACCUGGGCUUGAAACGAUACUUGAGGAGCUACUCCAGGAAGAUGGGAUAGAUGAUGCCAGAAUCAGCCGUCAAGGUUUCGAAAGACGGGUGGUUUCACAGGACUUGCAACUUUGGCUCUCUAAUGCACCUCCCAUUGAUAAAAGGUUUACUCUCCUUGCUCGGGCCGGAAGGCAGGUACAGGAAAUACACCUGACUACAUCACUUGAUCAGGAAGGUAUCAAAAGGGCGCUGCAAAGGGUAUUGGAACGUGUUCCUUAGUCCUGAUGAUGAUGCUACCUGUUUUGCAUGGUUAUCACACUUUUAGAGUCCAGAAUAUCUCACACUUAAAGAUUCAAAUAUUGACCAAGAGAGUUCAAAUGUGGGCCCUUUGUAUGUGAUAUCCACUUCCAUGUUUUAUGCCCAGAAAUACAUGGGCAAAUAGUAAUUCUCUCUAUUCUUCCUUGUAGGACUUUUCAAGGACGGAAAUCUUCACUAUUCUUUGUCCUGAGUUCUGAACUUCUAAUCGUACAUAUGUUGUCAUGACUCAUGAAUCUCAAAAGUUAACAAGUAAAUUGAUGAUUUUCUUUUUGUU